Molecule: messenger RNA, 3192 nt
Organism: Brachypodium distachyon (stiff brome)
Lineage: Eukaryota; Viridiplantae; Streptophyta; Magnoliopsida; Poales; Poaceae
Exons: 10
Coding region: 114-2855 (913 amino acids)
Source: RefSeq, a predicted model, not a curated record
UCCGUCCCUUCUUCUUCCAGCGGAGCCUCACCUGCUCCGUUGGCUCUCUGGAAUUCCCGGAGAAGGAAAAAAGGAAAAGAGGAAGAAGGUCUCGCCGUCGUCCUCGCUCGGUCAUGGCGAUGGCGCCCACCACCCUCGCCGCCUCCCCUUCCCUGCCCUGCUGCUCUCUCCAGCUCCACCUCGUCCGCCGCCCCGCCCUCCUCCUCUCGCCCCCACACCUCCGCCUCCGUCUCCGCCUCCCCGUCCGAGCUUCCCCUUCGCCUGACCCCUCGCCCGAAUCCUUCGCCGGCUGGUCGGACGGGGAAGAAGAAGACAAGGAUGCUGCUCCAGGACCAUUUCGAGGGCUUCUAGGACCUGGCCUUGCCGGACUCUUCUUCCUUGCUGGUAUCACCUUCGCUGCAAUCUCUAUCAGAACCAACGGUUCUGCGAAUGGAUCAAGGGCACAGCUCGAAACACAGACCCAGACUGCAGCUUAUGACACUCAUAAUCAUACUCGUGAAGAAGAGGAUCAUGUCCAACAUACCCAAGUUUUGUUACCAAAUGUUAGUGAGGAUGCCACUCCUGCCAACGACGAGGAUGGUGCCAAAAAGCACCCAUUGUCUCUAGAAACAAAUCAGAUAUCGGGGGAAGCACCUGAACAUGACUCGUUGGAAAGCAGUGAUCUAGUUCCUAAUGAGAAGCACAUUGCUAGUGAUCAAGCAAGUCCACCCGAUGAUCUUAUUGCUCCAGAUGGCACUGAAUGUCUGGGACCAGCUCCUCCCAUGUCCAAUUCAGCUGAAUCUAUGGCUACUGCUUAUGACUCGUCUGACAAACUUAGUGGUGCAGACCCCUUCGAGGGAACUCCUAAACUACAAGAGACAUUAGGCUCUGAAGCAGGUUCGCCUGAAAACCGGUAUAUGGAUGAUAUGUCAACGUCAGAUGCUAUAGUGCUAGAUUCAGGUCAUGUUGUGCCUAUCACGAAAUUUUCGGACACGUCAGUCGAGGCUGCAUCUCAUCUAAAUGAAAAUGAUACCGAGCAGAAUCAUCAACUCUCUAAUGAAGACGAAAUUUCGCCACCCAGAUUGCCUGAUUAUAUAGAACAUGGGAGUGCUGACCAGAUGCUUCCAUUUGGCUCGAAUGAUUUACCCGCUGAACCAGGAAAAGUGCAUCAACCUUUGGCAUCAGAUCAAGAUGUAGGAGAAAGUCAACUAGAAAACCAAAAUGAACUAGUCAAGUCUACAGAACCAGGCAAAGCUUUCUCUUCUGCUGGAUUUCCUGCUCCGUCUCUGCUCUCUGCGGCUUUACAGGUGCCAGCUGGGCAGAUUGUUGUUCCAGCAGCAGUUGACCCAACCCAAGGAAAUGCAUUAGCUGCGCUACAAGUUCUAAAGGUGAUUGAACCUGGUGCUCAAGCUGGUGACUUGUGUACCCGACGUGAAUACGCUCGAUGGUUGGUAGUUGCAAGCAAUUGUCUUUCAAGGAACACUUACUCAAAAGUUUAUCCAGCAAUGUAUGUUGAGAAUGUGUCCGAACUUGCAUUUGAUGAUGUCACCACUGAAGAUCCUGAUUUUCCAUUUAUACAAGGAUUAGCAGAGGCCGGGUUAAUUUCUAGCAAACUUUCAAGAUCUGAUACGAACCCUGAAAAUUUUCAGAACAACCAUUACUGGUUCUACCCAGAGAGUCCCUUGUCACGUCAAGACCUUGUGAGUUGGAAGAUGGCUUUGGAUAAAAGGCGAUUACCUGAAGUUGACAAAAAUUCCUUGUACAAGACAUCUGGCUACAUAGACAUCGAUAAAAUAGAUGCAGCUGCAUGGCCUGCUUUGGCAGCUGACUUGGGUGCUGGAGACCAGAGCAUUACCGCUCUAGCAUUCGGUUUUACAAGACUUUUCCAGCCAGAUAAACCUGUGACAAAAGGACAAGCUGCCCUAGCACUUUCAACUGGUGACUCUGCUGAAGUGGUUAUGGAGGAGCUUGCUCGUAUCGAAGCAGAGAAAAUGGCUGAAGCAGCUGUAAAUGCACAUGGUGCAUUGGUUGCUCAGGUUGAGAAAGAUAUUAAUGCAAGUUUUGAAAGGGAGCUUGCAAGGGAAAGAGAAAAAAUAGAGACCCUUGAAAAACUAGCUGAAGAAGCUAGGUUUGAAUUAGAAAAGUUGAGAGCAGAAAGAGAGGAAGAAAAGAAUGCUCUGAUUAGGGGCAGAGCUGCUGUUGAAUCUGAAAUAGAAGUUCUUUCAAAAUUGAGGUCUGAAGUAGAGGAGCAGCUGCAGAGUGUGCUGAGCAAGAAGGUAGAGAUCUCCUUUGAGAAGAAUAGGAUUGACAAACUUCAAAAGGAAAUAGAGAAUGAAAACCAGGCUGCUGUGCAACUUCAGUAUGAGCUUGAAGUUGAAAGGAAGGCUUUGUCUAUGGCUAGGGCUUGGGCUGAGGAUGAAGCAAAGAAGGCCAGGGAGCAUGCCCGCGCACUUGAGGAAGCCCGGAACCAAUGGGAGCGACAAGGAAUCAAAGUCGUUGUGGAAGGAGGGCUUGAGGAUGAUGCAUCGGCUGGAGUUACAUGGGCUAAUGCCGGCAAAGAACACCCAGUUGACGAGGCAAUCAACAGGGCAGAGUCUUUGCUCGAGAAGCUGAAAUCCAUGUCUGCCGACAUGAAAGUCCGAGCUUGCCAUGCCCUGCAGAGAGUAAUGCAACAUGUGAGAUCUUUCAUAUCAAGCCUGAAGGAAAGAGCAGCUGAAGCAAGGCAAGGAUGUAUAGAUUUUGGGGCUGCUGCAGCCUCAAAGGCAAAUAAGCUGUCAUCAGAAGCACGGGCAUUUGGUUCAACCGUUGGGGACAAGUCCAAGAAGGUAGUAGAAGACUGCAAAGAGAAGUACGCACACCGAUUCAAGACUGACUAGCCCUAAAAAAGGAAUUGUCAAGUAAGCUUCAUGCGGUCAUGCCUUGUGUUUGCGUGUGUGUCUGUACCAACAAUUCAUAGCCGAAGAGAGAAGAACCGUGGCAGGAAUAAGAGUAUUUUGCAGCAGCAGGGGCACGGUAGCACCUGCUGCUGCUCCUACUUUUUGGGUGCUGUUGUAAAGAAGAAACUGGAGCUGGACAAGGUUACGUGGAAUAAGCCCCUUUUGCUUUGUAACGUGAUGAAAUCAAUGUAUGCAUACAUCAGUCUUGUUGAGUAAAUGCUGAAACAUCACAGGAAAUACCUACUAUUUAUAUAAAUGAGUAUGAUAGAUUUUCUUA